This is a messenger RNA of Motacilla alba alba, 6012 nucleotides long. Its product is annotated as acetyl-coenzyme A synthetase 2-like, mitochondrial. Gene Ontology annotation, cellular component: mitochondrion. Lineage: Eukaryota; Metazoa; Chordata; Aves; Passeriformes; Motacillidae. Bases 3639 to 5690 code for a protein of 683 amino acids. Gene Ontology annotation, molecular function: acetyl-CoA synthetase activity; AMP binding. The record is from RefSeq and is a predicted model, not a curated record. The transcript has 14 exons.
GAGGCAUGGAAGAGAUGGGGCUUGGGUCUCUCUCUGCAGUGAAAUACAAAAUUGAAAGGGGUGUGCUUCUACUUGGAGCAGAAGUUACAGCAUACAACUGGUGAAAGAACAAGUCACUUCAGCAUCCAGAGCAGCCCUGGUGCUUUGGGUCAUCCCAUAUCACAUGUGCCCUGGUGUUAAGAGAGCCGGACAGACCUCCAGGCAGGCUCAGCCUCUGCCAGGAACAGACUGCAGCGCCUCGCCGGCCUGAGGACCUGGGGCAGCACUCAGACACUACAAGUGCAGGGGAGCUGGUUGAGAGGGAAGGGCACCCACGGGACUUACAGCUAGGUGAGCGCCAAUUCGUGAGCAAUGGAAGCCUGUUCUGGGUUACCAGGUGUAGUGGGUUUCAUGCUGGUCAAACAUCAAUGCACCCACUAGAAUUAUUUAUUAAUUUCCUGCUGUGAGAUGGAUUAGGAGGAGGGCAAAACAGGCUCAGAACUUUUAAGUGCAUAAAGAAAACUUUAUUAACAGAAUUAAAAGAAAAAUAUAAAAAGGAAAUCAAAAUAAACCUUCAGAACACUUCUCCUCCCCCCACACCCUCUUGUCUUUCCCACUGAAAACGUAAAGAGACAAAACCUGGGACUUUCAGUCAGUUUGCCACCUCUAAAACAGUCUUUCUUCAGUUCUCUUAGGGAGAGGAGUCUCUCUUGCCAUGCCAUGGAGACUUCUCCACAAGAAACAGUUCUCUCGUGAUUUUUAAUUUCCACAUAUAGCAGCUGCCCGGAAAGUUGCAAUUGUGAAGUCCCUCCCAUUUCUUGCAGCCUUCCCACAGCUGCCUUCAUGGGCCAUGUCAACUUAUGGGGUACUAUUUUAAGGAUGAGCUGUUCUAGUAUGAAGGCAAAAGCUCUUUUCAUCCAUCUCUGGGAACUGAGAUUUUCUUCUUUCUGUUCCUGGGCAAGGUUUCUCCUCUCUCUCACCUCUCUCUGUUCAAGAUUCUCAUUGGAUCACAGCAGCUGCAACAUCUGCUUUUUCAACACAGAUGCUUCUGCUCAUGGCUGUGGUUAGAACGCUCCAUGUCCCCAAUGCAUUCCAUGAAUUACAGGGAAAAACCAGUCUGAUAUACCAAAUAUAUCUUCACCAUAGCCUUACAAAAGAAUUUCAGCCCAAAAUUAAGGCGUCUCCUCAAUCCCCUGCUGUCUAGAAUUUGACUCCGUCUUCACUGGCCUCAGUGUCCCAUGUUGUUUUCUCUACGCGUCUCCACCCUUUCCUUUUCCUGAUUCAGGGGAGAACCAGUGUUUGUAGGCUCAUCUGUUUUCAAGCUUAAUCAAUUGAAACAGUUUUUAUAGAGUUCUGCAGUGCUGAAAUGUUGAUCUCAUCCAGGCUCUGCAUCAGAGAUUGCUCGCUGUGCCUCUCGCUGCUGGUUUCUGCUGACACCGUGCGAGCUGCGCCGGCCACUGGCUCUACUCAGUGCUUUUCUUCAUGGGGAGCACCGAAAACAGAAAAAGCUGCUGCUGCCAUUUUUGUGCUUCUGUCCACAGCAUGGCUGGCUACAAGCAGCUAAACAAACAAAAUUCAUUGUGAGCCAUGCCGAGGCAGCCACAGCUGUGUGCCGCUGUUCCGGUUCUGCCAAUUUUGACUGUGCAGUCCUGGCCAUGUGGCCGCUCCCGGUUUGGGAUGAUGGUGGCCACUCCCGGCCCCAGCUGUUCCUGGCCUCGGGGAUGCACCCAGAGCCAACUGUGGGGCCGCUCCCAGCGCUAGUCCCGGUCUCAUGGUUGCACCCAGUAUUGGGAUGGCCCCCAGCGGCAUGGUCUGGUGAAGCCGUUGGCAAAAAAGGACCAGCAGGCUCUGCCAGGAAGGGGCCCCAGGUGCCCCACUGGCACAGGGCCUGGUGGGCUUCCUGGGAAGGGGCCAGCGCCACAGCAGAGCCCGGUGUGGCCCGGCCCAGGCAGUGACCUGCUCAACGGCCGAAAGCCAAGAGACCUCCUGCCGCCCUGCGCUCGUUUUUAAACCUGCUUUGCCACAGAGCCGAGUGCAACUCUUCUUGAGUGGCUAAACCGGGUGUCAAUCUUCAAAGCUAGCCAGCUGAUUGGCUCUGGCGUGCCCCACAGGGAGCGGUGGGCUCCUCCCCAACGGAAGCGGAGCCUUUGCUGAAGCAGGACCGCGGGUAAGGCGCCACCUGCCCUGCUGAGAGCCUGCGAGGGGUCUGGUGCAAAAACCUAAUGUCCUCCAGGGACAGGAAGAAUGCUGAGGUGCAGAGGAAAUAAGAGACUUGUGGAGCAAUGAGGCUGUAGGCCCAAAGGUCUGUGUUUCCCCAGGAGGACAGGGCCCUUGUAGGUUGCCACCAAGCUCGGGGUGGCUUUGACACAAAACAGGUGUGUGGUCUGGGAUGAGUGCACCUGAUGGAAAAUAGUGGCUGUUCUCCCACACUGGUGUCCAGCCUGUCCACCAAACAUACCAGCUCCAUAGAUUGUGAGUGGUGUUGCACUUUGAAGAGCAGAGAGAUCUACUAACCCUGUCAUCUCUACUGUUGAUUCCUUAGGUGUCCCUGGCUGGGAACAACCCUACUUGCAGGGAGAGCCUUUCUCUGCUCUUCUCUUGUGCCCCUUAGGAAGAGAAGGGAAUUUGGUCAAUGACAUUAAGGAAUCCUGCAAAUUCUACCUUAAAAAACUACCUAUAUAGGGCCUGAAGGAAGGCAGAAAAAAACCCUGUUUGUAGGCAGGGAGGCAGCUGAGCUCUGCUGUGGUGGGUGGUGGGAGGUCUCAGCGUGAGGAGAUGGGCUGCAGUGCUUCACGCCAAACCACCCCCAGCUGCUCCACCAUGGCCUCAUUGAAUGCUCCCAGCCCAGCUGGUGGGUGGUACAGGCGGUCUGUAGUGUCUGGGAGGAGACAGAGAGCCCAGCCCAACCUGCCAGAGGGACAGCUCUGACAGCCACCCAGCAAGGUGGGUGGGAUGGGAUGCAAUAUUCCCCUCCUGCAGCUGACAGCUAAGUGAGAAAAGCCUUCCUUCGCCCACCACAGCCUAGUGCUCUGCCAGAAAUGAGCAUUAAUUCUGGCUGUUGCUCAUGAUUAACGUGGGGGUGGCCCUAAGAUUUACAGGGACCUGCCCCAAGGUGCCUUUGUGGCCAGCAGAGGACAGGGGGAUGCAGCAGGGGUGCUGUGGCAAGGGAGGGGAUGGUGAUGGAUAGAUGGAGGUGUGAGGGAGGCGAGUGGGGAUGAAGCAGGUGGCUCUGGGGAUGCAGUGCAGCCCUAGGAGAGAAGGAGCAGGCUCUUGUAGCCUAGCCCAGGCACCUUGGCCCCUGAGGAGAGCUCAGGCACACAUUUAACCUGGCUUCUGUUCAAGAACUGCUGUCAGGACUCAGAUUAGCAUGAAGGAUAUUUUCAGUCAAAUAUUUCUACAGUCCACCCCUUUCCCCUCCCUUACAGUGAUUGAAUUUGUUUUUUCCCAUAGUGCUCUGGAAGAGAGGAGGAGAGGAACAAGGCAGGGCAGAAGGGGUGUCCGGGCUCCCUGUGUGAGAGAGCUGCUUUGUGUCCAGUCAGCCCAGGACAACAUAGCCCCACCUUCCACAGAGGCCUGAGUCUUGCCUGGGCCAGGUGUCCCGAGCAGCUGUGAGGGCUGCAGGUAUCCAUCUCCUUGGUGAGAGGCAGAUACCUGCAGUGAUGGCCAGGCUGCUGGCCAGGACCUUCUGCUUCAAAGCUCUUUAUCAGGCUCCCAGAUGCCCUUCUGGGCUGAUGGCUGCCAGACCCUGGAGCCACGGGCCUCUCACUGCCUACAUGCCUGAAGCCAUCGCCUUCCCCAGACCCAAGGACCACCAAGAUUUGUACAAGGUGUCAGUGGAGCAGAGUGACAUCUUCUGGGGAACACUAGGAAGGAGCCGGCUCACCUGGAUCACCCCCUUCCACUCUGUCCAGGACUGCGACUUGUGCCAGGGCAGAGUCUCCUGGUUCCUGGGAGGGCAGCUGAAUGUGACAGUGAAUUGUCUGGACCGUCACGUCCAUGUAGCCCCAGACAAAGUGGCUUUAAUCUGGGAGAAGGAUGAACCUGGAGAGGAGGUACGGGUGACGUACAGAGAACUGCUGGAGCUGACGUGCCGCCUGGGAAAUACCUUGAAACGGCAAGGGGUGAAGCAGGGUGACAGGGUGACAAUCUACAUGCCCCCGUGCCCGCUGGCAGUGGCUAGCAUGCUGGCUUGUGCCCGCAUCGGGGCCGUGCACGCUGUGGUGUUUGCUGGCUUCAGUGCAGAGUCUCUCGCUGACAGGAUCCGGGAUGCCCAGUCAGAGACAGUGAUUACAGUGAACCAGGGGCUAAGAGGUGGCAAGAUUAUUGAGCUAAAGAAGACAGUGGACCAGGCUGUGGAGCAGUGCCCUGGAGUGAAACGGGUUCUGGUUUCCAUGAGGACCACAAGCAAGGUUCCCAUGACAGCUCUAGAUGUGCCCCUGGAGGAGGAGAUGAUGAAGGAGGAUGCAUACUGUGAGCCUGCUGUCAUGGACAGUGAAGACAUGUUGUUUCUUCUCUACACAUCAGGCAGUACUGGCAAACCCAAGGGUUUGGUUCAUUCCCAAGCUGGUUACUUGCUGUUUGCUGCUCUCACACACAAGUACGUGUUCGACUACCAGGACAGGGACAUCUUUGGCUGUGUGGCAGACAUUGGCUGGAUCACGGGACACACCUAUGUGGUCUACGGCCCCCUCUGCAAUGGUGGUACCACUGUCCUUUUUGAGAGCACUCCUGUCUAUCCUAACCCUGGCCGCUACUGGGAAACAGUGCAGAGGUUGAGAAUUAACCAGUUCUAUGGGGCACCCACCGCCAUCCGCCUGCUCCUGAGAUACGGCGACGAAUGGGUGAAGAAGUAUGACCGCUCUUCUCUUAAACUGCUUGGCUCAGUGGGGGAACCCAUCAACAAGGAGGCAUGGGAAUGGUACUUCCGUGUGGUCGGCGAGACACGAUGCCCAGUAGUGGACACUUGGUGGCAAACUGAAACAGGAGGCAUUUGUAUCUCACCCCGUCCUUCUAAUCCUGGAGCUGAAAUCCUUCCAGGCAUGGCUAUGAGACCCUUUUUUGGGAUCAGCCCCUCCCUCUUGGAUGACAAGGGAAAUGUUCUUCUGGAAAAUGAUGUCUCAGGAGCUCUUUGCAUCUCACAAGCCUGGCCCGGUAUGGCACGAACCAUUUACAAUGACCACAAGAGAUUUCUGGAAACUUACCUGACUUCUUAUCCAGGAUUUUACUUCACUGGGGAUGGUGCAUAUCGUACCAGUGAGGGCUACUACCAGCUAACAGGACGGCUGGACGACAUCAUUAGCAUCAGUGGACACCGGCUGGGCACUGCAGAGGUGGAGAAUGUUGUGAAUCACCAUGUGGCAGUGGCAGAGUCUGCUGUCAUUGGCUAUCCACAUGAGAUCAAGGGAGAAGGAGCCUAUGUGUUUGUUGUGCUGAAGAAGAAGGACAAUGGCUACACACAGGAGACUCUUGCUGCCGAGCUACAGGAGCUCAUCUCAAAGAAGAUUGCUAAGUAUGCAGUUCCAGAUUAUGUUCAGGUCACACACCGGCUGCCCAAGACACGCUCGGGUAAGAUUAUGCGUCGGGUGCUACGGAAAAUUGUGGAGGACAAGGCCAGUGAGCUUGGGGACCUAACCACCCUGGAUGACCAUGAGGCUCUGCAGCAGAUCAUAGAGGGACACAAGCACCUUGUGAAGCGGCAGAAGGGCCACUAGCUUGGCUCUGCCAGCAGCCACCUCCUCCUCCUUCACUACAAAACCAGGGAAAUAUCCAGAAAAGCCACUAAGCAAGUGGUGGUCAGUAAGUUCUCAUAUCACACUUCCAUUGCAGUCUUGAAGUGACCUCUCCACAACACAAGAGACCCUCAAAAGCUGCUUCCAUACACCCAUGUAGACAGAGGAGAGAACAUGACUCAUCAUAGGCAAAAGAGUAAGGGGAGAGAAGCUGUUUCAUUCCAUGAAAGCAGAGGGCAGAAAGCCCUCCUUGAGGUUCCUUGUGCCUUGCAGCAGCUGCAGAGGUAGCAGCAGGCAGGAUAUC